Corythoichthys intestinalis (scribbled pipefish) is the source of this 2925-nucleotide messenger RNA. RefSeq names its product nucleoporin 50 (gene nup50). Gene Ontology annotation, biological process: protein import into nucleus. NCBI's taxonomy places the organism in Eukaryota, Metazoa, Chordata, Actinopteri, Syngnathiformes, Syngnathidae. The transcript is spliced from 6 exons. The coding region runs from base 1541 to 2713 and encodes 390 amino acids. Gene Ontology annotation, cellular component: nuclear pore. The record is from RefSeq and is a predicted model, not a curated record.
UGCGUGCCUUAUGGUAAUUGGAGCACGUGCAUGGGGAAGUUGAAUCGCUCUCGUCGAGUCGUGGCGUCACACUGGGCCUCUUCUCCUUCGUGACCCCUACUAAGGCCCGCCCCUCGGAUCGAGCCUGGGCCGAGUGGACCAAUUGGGAGUGCAGUACGCCAAGUGACGGACAAGGGCCGAGGCCAAUCGCCGAUGUUUUCUUCUCCCACGCGUUGACAUUGUUCUCCUUUUCCAUGGACUUCCAAAAACGAGAGAGAAACGCGGAAGGCCCGGCUCUUUCCUGCGUGAGCUCGGAUGAAAAGCUCCACUAGUACCACGGACAGGGACAAAAAUGAUCUUUAUGCACUCCGUCCAGGCUCGAUUCUCAUCUUCAACUUGUUGGAGGAGGACGACAGAAAGUGGCCUCGCCCCGCCCCCGGCCAUCGCACCCCUCGUCCCCCGUCCGGCCCGGGAUGCUUGUCUGCAUUUGGCGGAUCCGUGGCGAAAGUCGCCGCUUCCGUUUCCUCGCGAGGGUUGCGGGCGACCUUCUCGGGCUCGCGUCGGUCCAGUUGGGUCGCCGUCAAAACACGCGUACCGAGAACCUCGCGGGCCACGACGAGCACCGAGGAAGACCUGUAAAAGUGUUCUUUUCACUUCACGUGCAUCGGUUUCAUUUUCAACCUGUAAAACUUGGACGAUGACGCCGGCGUUUGGACCGGUCCGCAGUUUUUGCAUUUUAGCGCACAAGGGACGAAGGAACCGAGAAAAGGACCGAGAGAAUCGAAUUUUAACCACUGCAUUAGAAACGUUUCGAAUUUUGUUUGUUUUUUUUUCCGUCUUCAUUGCUUAUCUCGUCUUUGAUUUAUUUCUUCGAGCACCUCCCUCCCGUCCAGUCUCGCACGAUGAGGUUGAUGUCGCCCGCCACCAGCUGGUGACACGGGAUAAUUGCACCUUCAAGUCUUUUUGUUGCGCGGCGCCAAACAUCUCUUCGCUGUCAGUUAGGAGAAAGCCAAAUGAAGGAGUACGGCAUCACGCGAAAGAUGGUCCGGCGGCUCGGCUGUCGAGCAACAGCGCGACUGUGCAGAAAGCCGCUCCAAUGCGCAUGCGCCGAGUAGCGCCCGGGCAAACUCAUGCGGAUGUGUGCUAUACGUGAAAUGGCGGCUCUAGUGAGGCUAGUUUGAACCGCUGCCCUGCUUCUCGUCUUAAGAGUUGGCGUGUGAAAGCUCAGCGGGUACUUUCCUUCCUUCACGCGGACCCUUUCAGACUCCGUCCGACACGAGAGGUACCAGAAAAGCGCUUGGAUUCCAGAGGAGUUAGCCGACCGAUGCUAGCGUUAGCUGCCGUUCACUCUCGCUCGCUUGCGUGUUGACAAGAAAUAGUCCUCCAGAUUCCAAAAGCUAAAUUAAUGAUACGCGAGGUCAACCUUGAGCCGAAUGCACUUAUCACGUUAGUAGUACACUCACAGGCUGUCGCUUGACUCAAGGCGUUCCAUUUUCAAGCGUGCGAACGAGGCAGGCAGGCAGGCAGGCGUGACCUCCUGACCUUUCGCCGCGCGCGGCGCAUGCGUGCUGCUCAUUUGUGCGCCACAGGUGCGAUGGCAAAGCGGAUCGCGGACAAAGAGCUGACGGACCGGAACUGGGACCAGGAGGAGGACGGCGAGGAGGCCGGAACCUUCUCCGUGGCCACGGAAGACGUGAUGAGGAACCGCGCCAUCAAGAAAGCCAAGCGGCGUAAUGUCGGCACGGAGGGCGAAGCCGGCGGCGCUUUCAAAGGUUUCAAAGGUUUCUCCGUGGGCCCGUCUUCCGCGCCGCCGCCCUUCGGCGCCGCCUUCAAAAGCUCGGGCCCCUUGACCAACGGGAGCGGCGUCCCGGCGCCGUCCUUCGCCGCGGCGUCAUCUUCGUCGGCUACCGGUGAGUCGCCAGCGACGAGCUGGGCCCGCGUCACGGAAACCCGUCCGCGUUUCCCUAUAGGCGCGGCCUUCGACGCUUCGCCGGGCAACGGCCGUAAAGAGUACGGCCGCCAGUUGACGGCGCUCAACUGUUCGGUGCGCGACUGGAUCAGCAAACACGUGGACGACAACCCGCUGUGCGACCUCCAGCCCAUCUUCCGCGACUACGAGCGCCACCUGGCCGGCAUCGAGCGACGCUUCGCCGCCGAGGACCGGACGGCCCCUUCCUUUCCCGCGUUUCCCUCCGAGGACGACCCGCCCGCCGUCGCGUUCGACUUCGGUCGGAAGGCGGAAGGCUCGGCGCAAAAGGGCGCCGAGCCGUCCGCUUUUUCCUCCUUCGGGGGAGCGUCGCGAUCCUUCGGCGAGACGGACCGCGCCGCGCCUUCAGAGGAGAAGGGGGACGCGUACGAGCCGCCCAAACCUGAGGUCAAAGAGGUCAAAGAGGAGGACGCCUUCUACUCCAAAAGGUGUAAACUCUUCUACAAGAAGGGCCACGAAUUCAAGGAGAAAGGCGUGGGAACGCUGCACCUCAAAGAGACGGCCCAGGGGAAAACGCAAAUGAUCGUCAGGGCCGACACCAACCUGGGAAACAUCCUCCUCAACAUCUUGCUGGCGAGCGGCAUGCCGUGCUCGCGUCUGGGCAAGAGCGACGUGAUGGUGGUGUGCGUGCCCAACCCGCCCGUGGACGACAAGAACCCCGGCGACCCCGUGCCGCUCCUCAUCCGUGUCAAGUCUGCCGAAGACGCCGACCACCUGCACAAAACUCUGGAGGAGAAGAGAGGCUGAACCGGCCCGCUUUUGCCCACCCGUCAUUUUUUUUUUUUUUUUCUGUCAGUCAAUGGAGGCCCGGUCCGUCGACAACGUGUAUAUUUGUCGGGAGGGUCCGUUUCCCGCCGAGGAGGGCCGUUCUUUCUCCCUCUGUCGCCCUAUCGGGACAAAUUUUCUUUCUUUCUUUUGUUUACCUCCCCUAGAUGUGAAUAAAUGGAAACGUUGAAAUC